Molecule: messenger RNA, 526 nt
Organism: Myotis brandtii (Brandt's bat)
Lineage: Eukaryota; Metazoa; Chordata; Mammalia; Chiroptera; Vespertilionidae
Product: histone H2A type 1
Exons: 1
Coding region: 46-438 (130 amino acids)
Cellular component (GO): nucleosome
Molecular function (GO): structural constituent of chromatin; protein heterodimerization activity; DNA binding
Source: RefSeq, a predicted model, not a curated record
AGUGUCCAUUUUUCCUUUUUGCAAAGACUUAUUUUUAAUUUCCUAAUGUCCGGACGCGGAAAGCAGGGCGGCAAGGCGCGCGCCAAGGCUAAGUCUCGCUCCUCGCGGGCCGGACUGCAGUUCCCCGUGGGCCGCGUGCACCGGCUGCUCCGCAAGGGCAACUACGCCGAGCGCGUCGGGGCGGGCGCGCCCGUGUACCUGGCGGCCGUGCUGGAGUACCUGACGGCCGAGAUCCUGGAGCUGGCGGGCAACGCGGCCCGCGACAACAAGAAGACGCGCAUCAUCCCGCGCCACCUGCAGCUGGCCAUCCGCAACGACGAGGAGCUCAACAAGCUGCUGGGCAAGGUGACCAUCGCGCAGGGCGGCGUGCUGCCCAACAUCCAGGCCGUGCUGCUGCCCAAGAAGACCGAGAGCCACCACAAGGCCAAGGGCAAGUAGAAGCCUGCGUUCCUUUGGCAACAGCGCAAACAACUAAACCAAAGGCUCUUUUCAGAGCCACCCACCUUCGCACUGAAAGGGCUUGCAU